CAUAACUCAGUAAAUAAAUAUCACUCUGUAAUCUGUAUGUACUCAAAUUAAAGAGAAAGACCCACAGUUUCAAUUGACGUCAGCGUUAUUUGCAUGAAAUUCUUCGUUUGCAUUGCGCAAUUUGUCAAACUUCUUGAAACAUUCGCCAAAAUGAAGUGGCUCUACAUUUGACUCUUGACAUAAGAAAAAAAAAUAGAAAAAUUACAAGAAACCUGCUGUUUACAGUUGCAUUAAAUAACACUCUCCGCACUUGAAAUGAAAGAAAUUUAUGCAUUGACAUACGGAAGAGGAGAGAAAAUUGGAAAGAUCAGAAUGUAGUGCAGCGAGUGCAGCCACAAGGAGCAGAUCUCUCGUACAUACGCACGUUUUCCGUAUCGUUCUAUGUCGCUCAGAUAUUUUCGCGGUUAAGUAAUCAUCAGCGAGUUGUAAUACCGUGACAACAAUGUUAGCGCGUCGAUUACUGUGCCGAAAGCAGCUGUGGCAAGCCUCCUGCGGCCGGGCUGUCGUGCGGCACACGCAGAGUGCCGUAAGUCAGUUGCAGGAUACAUCUAACCUCGAAUUGCGACUGCCAGAGGUCCUGAAGAAGCAGCCGCAGCGGAAACCGUUCGUCAAGAACCUGUUUCUAGGCUCCUUCGACUACGAGUUCGUGUACUACCCCGAGCCGCAGACUAAGGCCAGGCACCAGGCAUUCUUCGACUGGCUGAAGCCCAUCGAAAAUUACAUGACCGAGUGCUCGGCUGACCCGACGAACACUCAGCGAGACGAGAUCCUCAGCCACCUGAAGGACCUGGGUGUCUUCCGGGCGCACGUGAGCGAGCCCUACCUCGGUCUGGGCCUGACGCACACGGAACUGGCGAAGCUCUUGGAAGUGCUCAGCUCGUUGUCCUGGCUGGGCUCGUAUUUCGUGAAGAAUCAUGUGAUGCCGGUCCAGCUGAUCAACAUGCUGGGCUCGGAUGAGCAGAAGGCCAAGUACUUGCCGAAGAUAGUGACCGGCGAGGUGGUGCCCACGAUGUGUUUCACCGAGGCGAGCGGCUUCAACGCCGACAUUCAAACCACCGCCGAAAUAUCGGACGACGACACGUACUGGCUGCUGAACGGCGAGAAGUCCUUCGUGGCGAACGCGCGCGACGCCAACCUGUUCCUCGUGUUCUCGCGGUGCGGCAUCAGCCGGGAGACCGGCUCCUUGAGCAAGGCCUCGUCUGUGCUCCUGGUGGAGAGCGACAGCGAUGGGAUCACUCUGCAGGAUGUUGACUUGGUCGGCCAGCAGGGCAGCUCAGUGUGCACGGUCAGCUUCAAGGACGUCCGAGUGGCGAAAUCCGACGUUCUCGGUGGGUCAGCCUCCACUCUGGACGUGAUGAUCGACUGGAUGGCGCCUGGCAACAGGUACAUCGCUCCACAGGCAGUCGGUCACUUGAAGACUUUUGUAAAGCUACUGACAACGCAUGUAUUGCAGAGAAAGCACUUGGACCAAAAUAUGCAUGAGUAUGAGGCAGUUCAGGAGGUGAUAGGCAAGAUUGCCACCAGGCUGUACGGGAUGGAGAGCAUCCUCUACAUGACUACAGGCAUGAUGGACACUUUCGACCAACAGGACUGCACGGUGGAGAAAGCGAUGGUGGAGGCCUACUGCGCGAACGAAUGCGUCACUUGCAUCCACGAGGGCCUGCAGAUCAUCGGGGCGCAGAGCUACCUCAGGGAGAACCCUUGCAUGCAGAUGCUGGAGGACGCGUUGGCGUACACGCUCUACGACAGCUACAAUAUCGACUCCAACACGUACAUCGCGCUGCUGGGUCUGCAGCACACCGGCAAGCACAUGUACAAGCACGUGCACAAGCUGCGCAACCCUUUCAUGUUCCCCAAGUUUAUUAUCAAGUGGAUUACCGGCAAGGAAUUCGUCCUGAGGCUCCACGCGGACGAGCACAUGCACCCGUCCAUGCAGACGAGCGCUUACCUCUUGGACGGCUGCAUCACCAAGUUGGCACACAUGUCAAUUUACCUGCUGGAAACCCACAGCCACGAGGUCUCCGAACGGCAAAUGGAGCUGCGCAGAUUCAGCGAACUGGCAACGAGAACGUUCGCCCUGGUGACAGUGUUGUCGCGCGCCUCGCGGUCCUACUGCAUCGGCCUGAGGAACGCCGAGCAGGACCGACACGUGGCCAACUCCUUCACGAUACUGACCUUCGAGAGAGUGCGCGUCCUCGCGGACGAGAUCGCGGCGGGCAGCUGGAAGAACGGCGACCGGCUGUAUAAGAACAUAGCCGAGCUCAUGUACAGCAAGAAAGACUAUUUCGCUGAGCAUCCGCUCAACAGAACCUAUUAGACAUUUAUUAGACAUAGAUAUAUUUUCGAAGCGAGAGAGACACUGUAAAAUACGAACGCUCGUGCGUGAACUGAAUGGCGUGAAGGAGGACGGGGAAAAUUACUGCAAAAGUAUUUGUUGUUAUAUACUUAAGACUGCUGGUCUGCUUGCAGAAGACCAGCCUAGACUGAUGAUGCCAGAGACAGGAAAACAUAUGCCAAGAAUUCUUACAUGCCACUUUCAAAUGAAAAGAUACUUACGAAUAAACUAAAGAUACGAAGGGAUCAUUUGAGAUCGCUCGAGCAUACUUGUAAAAUGCACUGAAAACUACCAUUUUCCUUUAACAGUUAAUGAACAGCCUUGAAAUGAACGUGACAAAAUCGUGAGGAGAGGUUGAUUAAAGAGAAAGUUGCGCGUUGCGUUAAUUUUCAGGCUAUUUAUUGACCGCCAAAAGAACAGGAUAGUUUUCAGAGUAUUUUACAAAUAUGUUCAAAAGAAUGUUUUUCGUGCAAAAAUCUUUUUAUUUAAAAAUGGCACGUAAGAAUUUUUGGCACGAGUUCUUUCGCUUUUGAUGUCGUCAGUUCGGGGCAGCAGUGAGACCAGGAGCCUUAAUUGCAGAAGUAAACUCGCCGUAUUGAAAUUAUAUUUUGGACGUAUGUCUAAGAUUGAGUUUUUCUGGGUUUCUCUAAAUGCCUUUGAUUCUCAAGCUCUGAAGCAACGUGACUUUCGUGUGAAAAAAACGGGGCUUGGUAUCAGAUGGCUACACAUUCAAACAGGCACCCGAAAUAAUAGGCUCCUGCUCGUUGUUCUUUAAUAUUUACAUCUAAUGUCCGUAAGACCUGUAUUAAUUAGUCGUUAAUUGAAACUCGCCUCACAUAUGACAAUCAGAUACGAAUUUAGGAUUUAAUACGAGUUUAUAUCUAUUGCAUUGCGAUUAUAAAUAUAACAUUACAUAUGAUUACCUGGUUUAGUAAAAAACUUUAAAUUCAGAUUUGUAUAUUCCAUGUGAGAUAAGUUUUAUUUAUGUCAUAUAUAUCAUAAUUUAAUUGGAAAACAGAAAUCUUACAUGAGACAAGUUCUAAUUACAACAUUACAUAUAUCAUUUGAUUCAAUUGAAAAACUCAGGUCUAACUCUAAAUUCAAGUCUGAAUAUAUCAUGUGAGACAAAUUCUAAUUACAACGUCACAUAUAUCAAUCAUGUGAUUAAAAAACUCAGAUUUAAUUCAAAGUUCAAAUCUGUUUCAUAUUUAAACAACGGCUAAUUAAUAUGGAUUCAAUGCCCGUUUCCACCAACGUUGAUUAAAUCUUAAUCCGAAUUCAAACUCUCUUCAGACAAAGAAACUCAGACUAAUGUUCAAUUAGCGUUGGUAAAAAUGAACACGAGAUAAUUAGAUGUAUCUGUUAAAUAUUCUUUUUUAUCUCGCAGUUUACAUGGUCGUCGUGGCCACCUUGUAAAGAAACGUGCUGUAGGUAACUUGCGCUUCGAGGGAAGCAAAUACACACGUAUGUUCCACUGAGCUCCUCUGUGUAUUUAUACGCCAAUAGCAAUUGUACAGUUGUACCUUAUAUACUAAGAUCGAGUCGAAAAGUAAAAUAAAUGCUCUUAAUCAGACUCUUCUAUCGCGGGCGUCUCUAAAAUCUUCGCGUAUCGCUCGACAAGUAUAACUCGAAAAAUGUAUGCUCGCCACUUCUCCGCUACGUCAUCGUCGCCGCCGCCGUCGUCGUGGACGUGAGAAAUAACCAGACGAAACGGUGUCUUCUCAAGGGAAGUGAAGCCAAAGGUAAAAGGGGAGGAGCUGGCAAAUUCGAGUAAUCCGGUUACGACAUAUCGACAUACCCUUUCGAUGUAUCGAGUAAACGCUUUACUUAAUAUAUACUUUGAGUAUACCUCGUUA
This is a messenger RNA of Odontomachus brunneus, 4191 nucleotides long. RefSeq names its product complex I assembly factor ACAD9, mitochondrial. Lineage: Eukaryota; Metazoa; Arthropoda; Insecta; Hymenoptera; Formicidae. The transcript has a single exon. Gene Ontology annotation, molecular function: flavin adenine dinucleotide binding; acyl-CoA dehydrogenase activity. The record is from RefSeq and is a predicted model, not a curated record. The coding region runs from base 443 to 2317 and encodes 624 amino acids.